Lingula anatina is the source of this 1654-nucleotide messenger RNA. RefSeq lists its product as uncharacterized. Lineage: Eukaryota; Metazoa; Brachiopoda; Lingulata; Lingulida; Lingulidae. Gene Ontology annotation, biological process: regulation of apoptotic process. The record is from RefSeq and is a predicted model, not a curated record. Gene Ontology annotation, molecular function: protein binding.
ACAACUAAAGCUAAGGAAUCUUUCCAAAUGGAGAUGUUAGCUCUGGAAAAGCAGUUUGAAUUCUUAACUUGUGAGUACAGUGCGAGUAAAGAAAAGGAGUCCUAUGAUGUCAGCCUUUUGUUGGACAGGUUUGAGACAAAGUGGAUCAUGCAUGAAGAUUGUCCUAGAAAGGUUAUAAAGUAUGUGAAAUUGUUCAAAAACAAAACAGAAUAUGUAACAUAUUCCCUGAGCCCAAAAAUGGCAGAUGGACCUGAUGUGUUUGUCUGCAAGAUACGUAUAAAGCAGGAAGUAUCCGAAGAUCAGGAAGAGGACAUCAAAGUGCUGACAUCCACUGAGUUUGACAUCCACUGGAAGUUACCACGUCUGUUUAAAACAUCCAGAGAAACUUCUUACUUGGGCCAGUCCAGCCAGUCCCGUGUUAAGACCACACAGAAGAAAAGGAAAUACAGCGAUGACGACAAUGAUGAUGAUGAUGAUGAUGACAGCAGUUACCACCAUGGCAACCCUUCAACAUCAAAACAAAUCAAGUUGACACCCAGCAAUACCUCUCCUGCUAAAAGAAAAGGUGUUACAUCAACUAAAAAAUGGAAGACUUCCGAUAAUGAAGAUGACCUAAGACAGGGGCCAGUCUCUGGCCAGCAACAGGAGCAGCAAGGUGAUGCCAACUUCCAAAGAAGUGACAAUUUAGUUCACGAAUCCCCAUCUUUAUCAGUCACUGAAGACCACCUGGAGGAACAAGCUGGCGCCCACUUUCAAACAAGGAGGAAAUCAGGCCAUGCCUUCCCAUCUUUAUCUCCACAACAGGACCCUGUGGCUGCUGGGGAUCAAGACCAGGGUGUAACUGAUCCCCAGACCAUCAAAACAAUGGGAAACCAAGGUAUUAGCCCGGUCCAUGGGGAUAACCAGUUAGAAAGAUUACCUACGGCAGUGACACAUGAGAUUGCUGGGGUUCUAAGGCAGAUCCCUGCUAACACAAGCAACACAAAUGUUACCCUCAAUUUGCAGCUGGUUUACCACAAUUAUAACUCAGAAAAGGCAUCAAUGACACACAUGAAAGAAAACGAUGUGACAACAUCUUUUCAUAAACAUAUUCCUCCACGUGUGAAAAAACGACUGAAUGAGACACUUUGUCAAAGUGAUGUAUGGGACCAAGUGAAGAAGAUGUAUGGCAUUUCAGAUGAAACCUCACGUCCUCCCGAUGUUGUGUCUUAUUUGUUGUCACAAGUUGAGGGUUCUAUUGCAUCUUUCAUCAGUGUGUUGUUAAAGUUAAAGGAACGCCACAGAGAAGGACAGCAAGACAUUCCACAAGAUUUGAUUGAUGAAGUCAAGGUAAUUGAUAAUAUGGUCUAAAAUAUAGUCAAAUAAAGUUAAGUCUUUUAAAUUUUAAAAUGACAUUGACAAUGUAUCUUGUGACUCUAAAACAAUUUUUUUCCACAUUUAAAACAUUUUCUUUCUCUGUAAGUCUUAAUUCAAUUCAACAAAGUUUUUCAUUUCUUCAUAUGCCAAGUGAAAGAGUAAGAAUUAACACUAAAUGUAUGAGACAAUGGGUAGGCUGUUUGGGGUUACCAGUAUUACUAAGUGUAUUUUCAUUUGAAAGUCAUUUACACAACAUCAUGGUUGGAAGUAUGGGCGUAACUAGGCAUACGCACGGAUG